Messenger RNA from Rotaria sordida, 1077 nucleotides. The record is from the annotation of a GenBank genome assembly. Lineage: Eukaryota; Metazoa; Rotifera; Eurotatoria; Philodinida; Philodinidae.
AUGUGCUCAAUUGAAUCAAUAGGACAUUCGUCUAAUUCAACAUCGAAUAAAUUAUUAAAUAGAAAAAUAUCAUUAAAUAUGAUUGAAAAACGUCUAAAACAUUUACGAGAAGAAUUAAAAAAUUUAACACAACGAGAUAUAGCUUAUACAACAAGUAACCUUCUUACGGAACAGCAAACCAGUGAUAAUAAUGAUGAACAUCAUGUGCAAUAUAAAAAACGUUUAAAUCAAUUAUUAAGAUUACAUGAUAAACAAGUAAAUACUUUAAAUCUCUGGCAUUUUUAUCGAUCUAAUACAAUUGAACAUAUGUAUGCAUAUGAAUUACGACAAUCUGAUGAAACAUUUCAAUUAAAAAAAAAUGAUUUUAAAUCAAAAUUAUUAUCAACAUAUCAUGAUAAACGUCGUUAUUUAGAUUUUGAAUAUCAAAAUGUAAAUAUUCGUUGUCGUCAUUUGUCAAACAAUGAUCAAUUUAUACUUAAUAAAACAAAUAAUACAAAUGAUAUUAUUCUAUUUGAUGGUUAUAAUCAUCAUUCAAAUGAAUCUACUCAACAACAGCAACAACAACCACAACGUCCAACAUAUAAUUUAAGACGAGCAGUAGUUAAUGACUCAAUUUCCGAAAAUUCUUCAACAACAUCAACAUCAUUAAAAGAUUUAUCUAUAUUUAGUAGAAGUAAUUCUUUAUUACCACCAUUUGGAGGUAUUGAAUUACAACGCCGUUUAUCAAAUAUAGAUAUUGAACAAGAUAUAAAAGAUGUUCAAAAUGGUCUUUGUCAUGAUGAAUGUAUAACUGAAAAAGAAACAUCUAAAACUAAAAUUGAUGAUUUAUCAACAAAAUCUCUUAUUGAUGUUCGUAUUGAAGAAGGUCGCUUAUGGUAUCAACGUGCAUGGUUUUCACGUAAUUCACCAAUACUUUUAGUUUUUGAUGAUCUUGAAAUUGUUCCUGCACUUGUUUUAACAGUUGGUAGAAAUGAUUUACUUAUACGUCGUUCAGGAACAAAUAUUAAACAUCGUGUUAGUCUUUCACUUUUAUAUGAUGGUCAUUUAGCUAUUCGAAAACGCAAUUGUAUCUUUUAA